AUGGCAGAAAGCGCGCCCGCUUCCUUUCUCUUUCUCCAGGACUCGAAGACUGACAGCUCCCCUUCCGAAUCUGACUGUGCUGUUGCUUCCUCCAGCGCUGACAGUGACGAGCUCCGUCCGAAUAUCUCUCGUCCUGUGCCUCUUCUCAGCACUCGGUCCAAGAUGAGCGUUAUCCUCUGCACUGCGGGGUAUGAUCAUACCAUUCGCUUCUGGGAGGCCCUGUCCGGCAUCUGCUCGCGUACUAUCCAGCACCCAGACUCCCAGGUCAACCGUCUUUGCAUCACUCCUGACAAGCGCUACCUGGCCGCCGCCGGUCACAACAAUGUCAAGCUGUAUGACAUCAAGUCCACCAACCCCAACCCUGUGAUGACCUUUGACGGUCACACCAACAACAUCACCGGAGUUGCCUUCCACUGCGAAGGCAAGUGGAUGGUCACCAGCUCCGAGGAUGGCACUGUCAAGGUCUGGGAUACUCGUACCGGCAGUCUCCAGCGCAAUUACGUCCACCGGGCUGCGGUCAACGACGUGGUCAUCCAUCCCAACCAGGGCGAGCUCAUCAGCGGUGAUCGUGCCGGUAUGGUCCGCGUCUGGGACCUCGGCGAAAGUGUCUGCACCCACCAGCUGAUCCCGGAGGACGACACGUCGGUGCACUCUGUGAGCGUGGCCAGCGAUGGAUCUCUGCUCUGCGCGGGAAACAAGAAGGGCAAUGUCUACAUCUGGCGCAUGGUUCAGACUGAGGAAGCCACUCGCAUUAUUCCCAUCUGCACUUUCCAGGCCCACAAAGACUAUCUGACACGCGUCCUCCUGUCUCCGGAUGUUAAACACCUGGCGACCUGCUCCGCUGACCACACUGCCAAAGUCUGGAAUCUCGACCCGGAGUAUGGCCCUGCCAAGACUGCCAUCGCGGAGUGGGAGGCGAAGAAGGCCCAGAGUGCCACGGCGGAUAACAACGGGUCUGAUGCUGCGUCGACCACAUCCAAGCCCGAGAACCAGCCUCGCGACCUUCUGCGCAUCUUCGACACCCCGAUCCAAGACCGUGACUUGCUCCGCAUCAGCAAUGACAACCCUCCUCGCGAGGAAUCGCCGCAGGCGACCUUCACUGCUCAGCCCGACGGCCCACCCAUGGAUCCCGCGAACGGUACUCUGUUCCUCGAGACCACCCUGGCGAACCACCAGCGCUGGGUCUGGGACUGCGCUUUCUCGGCGGACUCUGCGUACCUGGUCACCGUGUCGAGCGAUCACUACGCCCGUCUGUGGGAGCUCAGCUCCGGCCAGAUCAUUCGCCAGUACAGCGGUCACCACCGUGGUGCGGUCUGCGUUGCGCUGAACGACUACUCCGAGCCUCGCUAA
This is a messenger RNA of Penicillium lagena, 1350 nucleotides long. Its product is annotated as WD40 repeat domain-containing protein. The record is from RefSeq and is a predicted model, not a curated record. The transcript is spliced from 4 exons. Bases 1 to 1350 code for a protein of 449 amino acids. Gene Ontology annotation, biological process: TOR signaling; regulation of actin cytoskeleton organization. NCBI's taxonomy places the organism in Eukaryota, Fungi, Ascomycota, Eurotiomycetes, Eurotiales, Aspergillaceae. Gene Ontology annotation, cellular component: TORC1 complex; TORC2 complex. Gene Ontology annotation, molecular function: protein binding.